Molecule: messenger RNA, 1336 nt
Organism: Myotis brandtii (Brandt's bat)
Lineage: Eukaryota; Metazoa; Chordata; Mammalia; Chiroptera; Vespertilionidae
Gene: VSTM1
Product: V-set and transmembrane domain containing 1
Exons: 10
Coding region: 170-1177 (335 amino acids)
Cellular component (GO): plasma membrane
Source: RefSeq, a predicted model, not a curated record
GAAACUGUGCACCAGGUGGUGUGGAGAACCGGAGGGUCAGAGCGGUACGUCUCCCCGCCCAUCCUGGGGGCACGGCGGGCAGUGGGAGAGCUUGGGUCAGCCCAGGCCCCCCUUCUUUCUUUAACUGUAAAACGGAAGCCGGGACCCCGGUCUGGGCCAAAGGGACGCUAUGAUCACAGGAUUCCUGUCCCUGCUUUGCCUCGGGCUCUGUCUGGGUUAUGAUGAUGAGCACAAGAAUGACACCCUCCCCAGGCCCUCCCUCCACGCCUCGCCGGGCUCCAUGGUUGGACGCGGUGGUAACGUGACCCUGAAGUGCCAGGGUCACUUGCAGAAUGUGACGUUCAUGCUGGGGAAGUGGCAGGACCCUGGGUACAGGCGGGAGCAGAGCUCAGCGGGACUCGAUGCUGAAUUCCUCCUCACGCACCUGCAGCCUGAACAUGCCGGGAUGUACUUUUGUGCCUACAAGACCACGGGCUCCCACGGGUGGUCGGAGAAGAGCGAGCACCUGCACCUGCAGGUCACAGACACCCUCCCCAGGCCGAGGCCCUCCCUCCACGCCUCGCCGGGCUCCGUGGUUGGACGCGGUGGUAGCGUGACCCUGAAGUGCCAGGGUCACUUGCAGAACCUGACCUUCAUGCUGGGGAAGUGGCAGGACCCUGGGUACAGGCGGGAGCAGAGCUCAGCGGGACUCGAUGCUGAAUUCCUCCUCACGCACCUGCAGCCUGAACAUGCCGGGAUGUACUUUUGUGCCUACAAGACCACGGGCUCCCACGGGUGGUCGGAGAAGAGCGAGCACCUGCACCUGCAGGUCACAGAUAACCAUGACAGACUUGGAGCUUCCUCAGCAAAAACAGACAGCAGGGUCAUCUUCGUCACCGCCUUCAGCUGCCUCGCCAUCUUCCUCCUCUUCCCCUCGGUCAUCCUCAUCUACAAGCGCACUCAGCCCGGCUCAUCCCAUGAAGAAUCCACCAAGAGAGCUAGACAUUCCAUAUUUCCCGAGGAGGAGGCCUCAGAUCUGCCCAAGCAGGAAAGGGCAUCGCUCUCGCUCCCGACUGAAGACCCCCAGGAAGGGACCGGUGCUGAUGGAAACAUCAAGACACCGUCCGAGGCAGCGGCAGCUUCUGUCCCGGCCGAGGAGCCCCCGGGGCCUGGUGACUGCGCCACGUUGGACGUGUAGGAGGCUGGCCGGAGCCUGGAGGAAGGACUUCUCCCCCGGGGAGGAGGGGGUUGGGGUUCAGGUGGCUGAGACGACUGGACAUAAAUCCGCACCACUCUGUCCUCGGCGCAUAAUCCAUACUAAUAAAAUUAAGUUUUUGGUUUGUUGUUGUUUUUCAAA